GAAGUUGGCUGCAGUUGCUUCACCAUCAUAAAACCAUAAAAUUUAUAAAAAUCAUUAAAAAUCCAUUUCAAGUGUUAAUUAACAAUAUUAUAAUCAAAUUAAAGUUUUCCUUUGUUAAUUACUACCUGAAAAUUUGAAAGGAUUACAAAAUGAAUGAGAGUUUUGGAGGUGGGUUUAACCAACAAGGGGGUGAAGACAAGCAGGAAAAUAAAACUGAAGGAACUUUGCCGGUUUUAAUCAAGGAAGUCCUUUUACAAAAAGAAGAUAUUUGCAAAAUGUGGGGUUUGGAAUAUAAGAUGAUAACUCUCGUUGCUUUAGUUCGUAAUAUUGAGCAUGCUUCAACAAAAAUUACGUAUUCACUUGAGGAUUUCACAGGUUCAAUUAAUGCUCAUUUAUGGGUUGAAGAAGGCGAUGCUCCAUCAUCAGCUGCUAUUAUGUUAGGAACUUAUGCUAGAAUCGUCGGCUCAGUUCGUCAGCAAGGUGAUAUGAAGUCAAUCAUCAUUUACAAGAUUCAACCAGUGAAAGGAGUCAACGAAGUUAACACACAUUACUUCGAAGCAAUUAAUGCACGAUAUCAAUCUGAGGAAUAUUACAGAGGAGGAAUUCCCAUGAAAUCUGAAAACGGAUCGACUGUAAAGAUGGAAACUACAGCAAAUUAUGACGACGUCAAUUCGUCUCAAGCUGGACCGCAAGGCAAAGAGCUAGUCAUCUUUAAUGCUAUACAAGAAAGCGGCCGAAUUCAUUCUGAUGUUGGCAUCAGUCGACAGGAGUUGUGUAGAAAGUUCCCACAUAUCUCUGAAAAAGAAAUGACGAGUCUUUUGACUAACAUGUCAAGUGAUGGCCACAUUUACACAAGCAUCGAUCAUGAUCACUUCCUUUCAUGUCACUAAACCCCCUGAAAAUUAAAAUAAAGAUUGAAAAGUUUGCUCAUUUUUUAUUUGAAUUAAUUUUUCUUUAUUAUCUACUAAGUUUAAUUUUUUUGUGUUGGAUAAAUAGGACAAAAAGCACAGACAUUCUUCUUUUUUUGUUUUAUUAUUUAAUUCAUCAAUUCACAAUCAAUCUCUGUCGAGUAUGAGAAUAAAAAUUGUUCAAAUAUAAUAUUGGAAGAACUAAAAAAAAAGCAAAAUAAAAUUUAAAGUUAAUUAACAAAUGUUUCCUUUCUUUAAUUUUUGAUUUGCUUUGAGUUCCUGUAACUUCCUUGCUCAUCUCAUACGUUGCU
Clunio marinus is the source of this 1219-nucleotide messenger RNA. The record is from the annotation of a GenBank genome assembly. NCBI's taxonomy places the organism in Eukaryota, Metazoa, Arthropoda, Insecta, Diptera, Chironomidae.